AUGGAGCUGCGCGCCGCGGGGGGCGGCGGGGGCGCGUCGACGUCGCCGUCUUCGGCGUCGCCUUCGCCAUCCGGGCGGCCGGGGGAGGCGCUGUGCCGCGUGUGCGGCGACAAGGCGUCGGGGAAGCACUACGGCGUCCCCAGCUGCGACGGCUGCCGCGGGUUCUUCAAGAGGAGCAUCCGCAGGAACCUGGACUACGUCUGUAAAGAGGCGGGCAGAUGUGUCGUCGAUGUAAGCCGGCGCAACCAAUGUCAGGCAUGCCGCUUCAACAAGUGCCUUCAGGUUAACAUGAAGAAAGACGCGGUGCAGCACGAGCGAGCCCCCCGGCUCGUGUCGCGCCCGCCCCCGCAGCCGCCGCCGCGCCUGGGGCUGGGACUGGGCCUGCCCGUGCACCUGCUGCCGCUGCUGCAGCCGCCCACGCCGCUGGUGGGCGUGUCCCCCGGCUCCAUCUCCGCCGCCCACGGCGUCCACCACGUGCCGCCCCCGGCCCCAGUCUGCCCCUCCACCACCGGCAGCACCUGCGGGGGCGGCGCCAGCAGCAACGAGGACGAGGUCACCAGCUCCGAGGAGGCUGGCCGCCACGACAAAGAGGCCGUGGCAUCGCCUAGCAGGCAACCGCUGGAGUUGUCCAGCCUGACGCUGCUGCCAGCAGAGAGCGUGUACGAGUCGGCCGCCAAGCUGCUCUUCCUGGGAGUCAAGUGGGCACGCGGUGUGCCCUCCUUCCUACAGCUGCCGGCCAUGGACCAGGCGCUGCUUCUGGAGGAGGCCUGGGGCGAGCUGUUCGUGCUGAGCGCCGCGCAGUGGGAGCUGCCUCUGCACGAAGACCUUCUUUAAAACAUGACGCUGUCGCCAGCGCCGCGGCGGCAGUCGCUGGAAGCAGAAGCGUGCCGCCUGCGAGAGACGCUCUCCCGCUGCGCACAGCUGCGGGUCGACCACACCGAAUACGCCUGCCUCAAGGCGCUCGUGCUCUUCAAGCCAGAGUGCCCCGGGCUGUCGGCGCGCGCGCACGUGCAGCUGCUGCAGGACCAGACGCUGGCCAUGCUGCUCGACUACUGCGGGGGCGGCGCGGGUGGCGGCGGCCGCCGCUUCGGACGCCUGCUGCUGCUGCUGCCCGCCGCGCAGGCUCCCACGCGGCACGCCCUCGAGGACCUCUUCUUCCGCAGGACCGUCGGUGACGUCAGUAUCCGUGCCCUGCUCAGAGACAUGCUGGACGAGACGCGCGCCGACCGCCACUAGCCUCGUGCUCUGCCUGCCACCUCGCAGAGGCUGCAGUUCAGGCGGAUAAACUCACCCAGUUGCACCGAGCAGUCCACAGGUGUACUUCUCCUAGACGAACAUCUGGGAUGAGUGAUUCUUAUUUGACUGUACACCAGUGUUCUAAGCCUAUUUUUCUCAUCCAGAUGUUUUCGAAAUGGCGUCUUGUUCGCCUUGCAAUAGCUGCUGUGCAGUGGGAUAAAUUCUCCAAG
Messenger RNA from Schistocerca americana (American grasshopper), 1466 nucleotides. RefSeq names its product photoreceptor-specific nuclear receptor-like. Gene Ontology annotation, molecular function: RNA polymerase II cis-regulatory region sequence-specific DNA binding; nuclear receptor activity; zinc ion binding. NCBI's taxonomy places the organism in Eukaryota, Metazoa, Arthropoda, Insecta, Orthoptera, Acrididae. Gene Ontology annotation, biological process: regulation of transcription by RNA polymerase II; anatomical structure development; cell differentiation. The record is from RefSeq and is a predicted model, not a curated record. The transcript is spliced from 9 exons.